CGGGACGAUAACGCGACCGAACGGAUGUUGGCAACGGACGUGCGUGGGCCGCACACGAUUCUGCGGGCGACCGUGGCCGCCACCUGUCACGCACAUCUACUUCAUCAGUCGUUCACCUCCUAUGGUACUCGAGUGUCAGUUAACGUUAACAGGUGUUAUCGCGGUGCGCGCGCACGCACACACACACGCACACACAUACGAAGGUGGACGUACCUGCUACUACCACUACUACGUUACCGCGUCGAAAUUCGUUAUCGGCGUUGUUCUGUGAAUUCAGUAACGAUACGUACUCGAUCGUACGUCGUAUCGUCGUCGCACGCUACACCGUUAAGCCCCAUCUCUCGCGCAACUACCGAGCAGCACAACCGAGGUCCGGUGCACAGGAUUUCACGUGCUACGCCGCCGCAUCGACCGUGACAUGUCCAUCGACAACAACGAUCAGCAAGUGGCCGAGCCGACCGUGCGGCUGUGCAUGUUGCGCACCUGGCCGGGACACUUCGACGGCUACGGGUUCAACCUGCACGCGGAGAAAUCGAAAACGUCCACGGCCAACGGCGGCACCGGUCUGCCGUUCUCCGGCGGCCAGUUCGUCGGCAAGGUGGACCGGGGCAGCCCGGCCGAGAGCGCGGGCCUCAGGGAGGGCGACCGUAUCGUGCAGGUGGACGGCGUGGACAUCGAGGGCGAGACGCAUCUGGCGGUGGUGGCCCGCAUCAAGAAGGGCUCCGCCGCCGCCGCCGACGGUACCGAGGACGAGAACGCGACCGACGGCGCCGCGGCGAUCAACCGCUGCUCACUGCUGGUGGUCGACCGUCGCGCCGACACGUAUUACAAAGAGAAAAAGAUCCGGGUGCACGCCAACAUGGGUCUGCAGGUGUUGGUGUUACGCACGCCCGACGAGCCGACGCCCGAGUGCCUGUCGUUACAACAGCAGCAGCAGAGCGCAGCCGCGGCCGCCGACGGAGCUCCGAACGCGAGUCCCGGGACGAUCGCUGCAGAUGGUGGCGCGACGGACAAGCAACAGAGCGAUAACGAUGUCACUAAAAAAGCUGCGAACUCAACGACUCCCACUACGACGCUAAAUCUGAACAUGACGGCCGCGGAGUUACGCCGGCGGUUGGCGGAACGCAAGAAACAAGAUUCGCGACGCGCUGGUGGUAAUGGAGACGGUUCGUUAGAUUUUCGCAAAAAAUAUGAGAUUGUCGACAAAUUAUGAAAGUGCCUGAUCUUGGACGUACAAGCGCACACGGCACAUCCACACACAUACACACACACACAUUUUAAAGUAAACACAUCAGUUUAUAUUAAGUUAAAAUAAUUAAAAAAAAAAAAAAAUGUAUCAUAGCAUUUAGAUUAUACUUUUAAUCAUUAUCGUCCGUCCGAAUUUUUACAAUAUACAGGGUAUUUUUAUUAUUAGGUAUAUACGUAUAUGUAUACGAUUUUAUUAUUAAAAUGUAUUUUUUUUUCGACCAAUGUCAUUGUAGUACACGGUUUUGUUGAAAAUUAUGUAUUCACACGAUAAUAAUAAUAAUACUAUACCGCGAUUUCUAACGUACGAUUUGUUAACUAGAAUUCGUGUCGCAUGGUAUAUUUUAUAUUUGUGUGUCAUAACGAAUUACAUUUGUUUUUCGACCAUUAUUACUCAUUACUAUUAGAAAUUUAAAAGAUAGUUAAUAAAUCGAGUUCGUGACGGUAAUCGUGCAGAUCUAGUUGAUUUACGAAUUAAUUAUUAUUAUUUUUAUUAUUAUUAUUAUUAUUAUUAUUAUUGUACUUAAUUAUUUAUUUAUAAACUCAAUAUAUUGCUCCAAAAUAAAGUGAAUACGUUUGUGAUUUAAUACUA
Sipha flava (yellow sugarcane aphid) is the source of this 1837-nucleotide messenger RNA. Its product is annotated as Na(+)/H(+) exchange regulatory cofactor NHE-RF1. The transcript is spliced from 2 exons. Gene Ontology annotation, molecular function: protein binding; protein-membrane adaptor activity. Gene Ontology annotation, cellular component: apical plasma membrane. The coding region runs from base 419 to 1213 and encodes 264 amino acids. The record is from RefSeq and is a predicted model, not a curated record. NCBI's taxonomy places the organism in Eukaryota, Metazoa, Arthropoda, Insecta, Hemiptera, Aphididae. Gene Ontology annotation, biological process: protein localization to plasma membrane.